UACUCUACUUAUUUAAUUAUUGAGAGGCUUAAAAGGCUGUUAAAAUUAGUUAGCAUUUAAUACUGAUUUCUACACAGAUGAUAGAGAAACAGCUGAGGAGAUGAUGGAUCACUACAUUGAAACAGGGCGUGUGACAGAAAAAAGAAAAACACCAGCAACUUCAGAUCAUCUGGACUCCUCAGAUGAUGAGUGUCUAAAGGAGAAACAGAAAAAGAUCAGAAAGAGCUACUCCAGGUGCCAGGAGGACUUAAAGACAAAGUUCUUGAAACUCCAGGAGAAAGACAAGAAGUGUGAAGAUGGUGAAACAGUUAAUGAUGAAGGACAGGAUCAGGUCAUUGGAAAAGAAGUAUCUCCCCAGCAAGGUGAUGAACAGAAGAAGUCCGUUGAUGAACAGAAGAAGGAUGAACAUGAUAAGGUCAAAGAAGUGGACUCAGCUGAUAUUGAUACUGCCAUCGAGGAGACGUCAUCAUCAGAAAAUAAGGAAAAUGAACAGAUGUCAUUCAGUAGCAAGAAAGCAACACAAAGAGAGACACCAUUUAGACCAAAGAGAAUUAUGGAGUUUGAGGAGAGUGAAACAAGUCGUAGCAGCCAUACCUUAAAGAAGAGUAGGAUUGACAGGAGGUCACGCUGGCUAAGGAACAUAGAGGAAGUCGUCACCUCUGAUGAUGAGGAAGACCUGCGACUGACGAAGGACCAGCUCUUCACCAAGUGCCAACUCCAGGCAAUGGAGCUGCAGAAAAAGUCCAGAGAAAUCAUGAAGCUCGAACAGGAGAACCAAAACCUGAGAGCUGCCAUAGCUUUGGCAACAGAGCUUCCAGAACUCCUGCAGAAGAUAAGGAAAGUUAAGAGCAGUGCAUCCCCACCAAGCAGCACCUCAGUUGUGCCAAGGCCAACUGCCACCACCUCAUCUGUUCUUCCAAAGACUCCAAUCUUACCACAGAGGAGUCCUUUGACACCAGUGACACCUGUUUCACCGGAGGACAACAAUGCAGAAGAGGUUUUGAAUUUCGGCACCGUCCAACUGGUGAAAAAAGAUGUCUUUCGGCAUGUUGGAUCCAAGUCUUCCCAUCUUGUUAACUACCUAAUGGAGGAAGUUUUUACAGACGAGGAACUUGGAACAUGCAGCUUGACGGGUGCCAAAGGUCGCUGCAAGGAUUCAACUGACAUCAAGCCAGCCCUAGAUGGGGACAAGCUUGCAGACAUCAUAGCUUUCACCAAGUCGCAGUGGAGUGUUACUGAAGACAAGAUUAAGAAGAUCAUCAGAAACAAGCUAAACAACUGCCACAAAAAAGCCAGGGUAUCGGAGAGACCUCCUUCCACCACUUAAGAAAGACAACAAUUUUUACAGACAUUGAUUGCCAUUCCACAUUUUCACCUGAUGUGUCUUGGGCGCUUUGACCUGGCGGAGACCAUCCCUCUCCAGGCUGUUAGCCACAGCCGAAGACCUCCGCUACAUGGAACCAUGCCUUGGCCCUGGACACUUCCAUUUUAGUGAUUUAAAUAGUAUUCUCUGUGUAGUAUUUAUUGUAGUUAAUAGUGAUAGUAUUUAUUUUUUAAUGUUGUCAUAUUUAUUCAUAGUGCUUGCUUUUUAACUUA
Saccostrea cuccullata (small rock oyster) is the source of this 1596-nucleotide messenger RNA. RefSeq names its product BEN domain-containing protein 6-like. The record is from RefSeq and is a predicted model, not a curated record. Gene Ontology annotation, biological process: negative regulation of Notch signaling pathway; positive regulation of neuron differentiation. The transcript is spliced from 12 exons. Lineage: Eukaryota; Metazoa; Mollusca; Bivalvia; Ostreida; Ostreidae. Gene Ontology annotation, cellular component: nucleus. The coding region runs from base 101 to 1327 and encodes 408 amino acids. Gene Ontology annotation, molecular function: transcription corepressor activity; DNA binding.